Molecule: messenger RNA, 1329 nt
Organism: Phytomonas sp. EM1
Lineage: Eukaryota; Euglenozoa; Kinetoplastea; Trypanosomatida; Trypanosomatidae
Source: the annotation of a GenBank genome assembly
AUGUUUCGAUUCAAUUCGAAAACGCUUUUCCGCGCCUCGCCCGUCCUUCGGGUGUGGGCCGCGGAGGAGGACGACCCGAACGCGCCGCCGACGACCUUCAAAAACGUCAAGCCCGGCCGCCUGCUGCGGUUGUGGCGGCAGAUCCGCCAUCGCGCCUGGGUGAUGUUUGUCUGGGAUGAGGAGGUGACCUCGCCGAAUUCGGAAGGCUAUUUGCAUCAACAGCGCCUCGAACAGGUCUGCUUCGCGCCGCUCUCGGCGUACGGCAUGGUUCCCGGCAGCUACUGCGAUCCGUUGCUUUACAACACGAAGAACACGUCGCCUUUUCGAUGGCAUAUGGCGAACGUCUCGAGCGACGUUGUCGGGCAUUGGUAUAUGGAGGCGGAUGAGCUCUUCCGCAUCAAGGAUUGGAAGCCGAAGAACCCGGACGACCCUUUCGAGAUGUUCCCGCGGCCCCCGCAGCUUCGCCUGGAUUGGGAUGAAACCGUCGACAACCACGGCAACCGGACCUUUCGUUAUAAAUACAACUACGACUUCUGGGGUCCGACCGGGAAGUGGGAGUGCUACCCGCGCUACCCCUUCGCGCACCUCCACGCGAGCAGCCAGGAUCACCACGGCCGGGCGGAGGGCUACGGCUUCAAGCAAGGCCACCUCCUCCGCUGCAGCGAGGAGGAGGAGGAGGUCCUCCGCCGCAUCAUGGAGGAGGAGGAUCGCGAGUGGGAGAUGGUGAAGCGGACGGAGGUCGUGCAGGAGCCGUGGUCGUACCCGGGGAAGAUCCGCCCGCAAGACUUCCUCGGCGCGGUCGAGCGCGCGAAGGCGCGCUUCCGCGAGCAAAUCAAGCACGGGAAGGAAACGGACCCGAGCGAGGACCCCGACUACGACCUCGUGCAGGCGGGCGAGUUCGUGGAGCCGCGGGAUGGCCCGCGGGCGGAGUGGCGGCAUAUGUGGACCUCCAACCCCGACGCGGCGGGCGGCGAGGCCUACCAGGUCACCUUCAACGACGGAUUCCAAUUCGAAGACCACGAGGGCCGGCCCCCCGCGCACCCGGCGAGCCAUUACGAGCAGACCCCGAAGCCGCCGAGCUACACGAUCUACGCCGAGCAGGACGCGCGGGAGGCGCGCGCCGCCGCCGAGGCCGCGGAGGCCGCCCACGAAAAGUCCUUCCAGGAAGCGAUGGAGCGGCAUCGGGAGCUCUUUGGGGAGACGCUAGGCCCCCCAACGGGGCCGACCCCGGGGCUGCCCACCGGGUGCCCCCCUAUGAAAGACACCCCGUCGUCGCCCGAUGCGGGCAACCCCGCGACGGCGGCCCCGGGCGGCGAUAAGAAGCCCUAG